Molecule: messenger RNA, 375 nt
Organism: Spirodela intermedia
Lineage: Eukaryota; Viridiplantae; Streptophyta; Magnoliopsida; Alismatales; Araceae
Source: the annotation of a GenBank genome assembly
AUGAAAUCUGUGAAUCAUGAUAAGGAAGUGACAGAUAAGGUGACUUCUGAAACUGGUAUUGAGUCAAUUGUUGUUGAUGCUGAAAUAAUCGAAGAUGAGUGGGGUCGUACUCAUGCUAGUGGUAUACAUGUCAGUGGAAGAAUUGUUCUCAAUGUCUGGCGGUUGAUGCGGUCUGAGCUUAAACUGAAUCUAUAUACAGUAGAAGCUGUCGUUGAAGAAGUAUUACGACGAAAGGUUCCUUGUAUACCAUGUACAACGCUGAACAGCUGGUUCUCUAGUGGUAGCCAAAGGGCACGCUUUCGAUGUAUUGAAUAUGUCUUGGAGAGAGCGAAUCUUAACCUUCAGAUACUGAACCAGCUAGACAUGGUGCGUUAA